Messenger RNA from Rhipicephalus sanguineus (brown dog tick), 1373 nucleotides. Its product is annotated as probable serine carboxypeptidase CPVL. Lineage: Eukaryota; Metazoa; Arthropoda; Arachnida; Ixodida; Ixodidae. Gene Ontology annotation, molecular function: serine-type carboxypeptidase activity. The coding region runs from base 1 to 1353 and encodes 450 amino acids. Gene Ontology annotation, biological process: proteolysis. The transcript is spliced from 5 exons. The record is from RefSeq and is a predicted model, not a curated record.
AUGUCUGAACUACGAGUCCUCUUUCUUACUCCGUACAUCAAGGCGGGCCAGAUCGACUUGGCCAGGAAACUGAGCCGAGUGAAGCUGUUCGAAAGACCUAAUCGGGGCGGAACUCACUCCGGCUACAUCACCAUCGACAGCUGGAAAAAAGCAACUCUUCUUUCUCCAUAUUCGCGCCCUGAAAAACCCGGAUGCCUACCCGCUUCUACUUUGGCUCCAAGGUGGUCCUGGACUGUCGUCCCUGUUCGCGAGUUCCUCGAGAUCGGACCCUUGGGCAUCGACGACCAAGGGCGUCUUUCCAGAGCGAGCUCCCUCCAGAGGCACGUGAACGUCGUGUAUCUCGAUCAGCCGGUGGGAGCCGGCUACAGCUUCACCAAGGGUCUGCUCGGAUACGCCAAGGACCUGAACGACGUGUCCAGCGGCGUGCUCACGUUCCUCGACCAGUUCAUCACCAUGUUUCCCGAGUACGCGAAUCGGACGUUCUACGUCGGGGGCGAGUCUUACGGAGCUAGGUUCGCCGUCGGCGUUUCCCACGCCAUCCACGUGGGGAAGGAACCGCGCGUCCCGCUGCACCUCCGAGGCGUCAUCCUCGGCGCCGGUUUCCUGGGGCGCCUCAUGAAGGUGGCCGACUCGUCGGCGUUCCUCUACGAGAUGUCGCUCGUCACCAAGAAGGGCCGCAAAAGCCUCGCCGAGAGCUUCGCCGACAUGAGACGCAAGGUGAGGACGCUGAUUGGCAAGCUGGCCGCUCUGCUGCGACUCCGCAAGACCAUCUUCACGUCCGAGAAGAAGCCCACCCUGUUCCAGAAGCUCACGGGCUUCAACAACCAGGCCAGCGCCCUCUACUCCGAGAGGCCCACGAACAUGGUCCAAUACGAGAAGUACGUGCAGUCUGAUGCGUUCAAGCGAGCCGUGCACAUCGGCCGGGACGUCGAGUUUAUGAAGGACGAGGGCAAGGUGGCGACGAGCCUGAAGAACGACUACCUGACCGACAUCAGCCACGAGAUAGAGGACCUGCUCCAAUCGUACAAGGUUCUCUUCUACACGGGUCAGAUGGACACGCUCUUCCCGUCGCGGAACCUCCAGGAGUACUUCCGGUCCCUCGACUGGACCGGCGCCGAGGAGUUUCGGAAGGCGGAGCCGAAGCACUGGAAGGCGUAUCCCACGUCUCGUUCCGUAUCAGGUCUCGUGAUCAGGGUGCGGAACAUGACCGACGUGGUGCUCUUCCGAGCGGGACACUACACGGCCGUUGAUGAACCAGACGCGGCCAACAAGAUGAUGUUGAACUUCAUCGAGGACAACGCGAAGGAAUGGGGCAUUCCUGAUCACGCGGAAACGAGCGAAAAACGUGGGUGAACCACAGAGGGCUAGACACU